AUGUUCGAGCACCAGCGGAUGUGUCUGCAGUGGCUGUGGGAGCUGCACCAGCAGGAGGUGGGAGGCAUCCUCGGCGACGAGAUGGGGCUCGGCAAGACGCUGCAGUGGCGGCGCGAGAUCGAGCGGUUUGCGCCAGAGAUCUCGCCGGUCGAGGUGCUACACCACUCGCAGGGCGGCGCCGACCCGGGCAACCGGCUCGCGCUGCUGCGAUCCGUCUGCUCCCCUCGCGGCGGGCGGCCGGAGGGCGCCUGCUCCGUCUGCGUGACGUCGUACGAGAUGGUCCGCUCGCACGCGUCCCAGCUGCUGCGGCAGCCGUGGCAGUACGUGGUGCUCGACGAAGGGCACAAGAUCCGCAACCCGCACGCAGAGAUCACGCAGGUGUGCAAGCAGUUCAACACGGCGCACCGGCUGAUCCUCUCGGGCGCGCCCAUCCAGAACAAGCUCACCGAGCUGUGGUCCCUAUUCGACUUUGUCUUCCCCGGCAAGCUCGGCACGCUGCCCACCUUUGAGGAGCACUUUGCCCUCCCCAUCGCGAUGGGCACUUACGCAAACGCCUCCGAGUUCAAGGCGCGAGAGAGUGGCCGAGAGUGGCCGAGAGUUGAGACGGCCGCGCGCUGCUCGAUGGUGCUGCGCGACCUGCUGCGCCCGUACCUGCUGCGCCGGAUGAAGGCGGACGUGUCGGUCGCGCUGCCGGACAAGUCGGAGAAGGUUCUCUUUUGCCGGCUGACGCAGACGCAGCGCGACGCGUACGAGGCGUACCUCGCGACGGACCACGUCGAGGCCGUCCUCUCCGGCCGCGCGCACGCGUUCGCCGCGCUCACCUCCCUCCUCAAGGUUUGCAACCACCCGCACUUGCUCAAUUGGGACGCGCAGGACCGGCAGGCGGCGGCGGCGGCGGAGCAGGGCGUGAGCGGCGCGCCGCGUUACGGCGACUGGCGCCUCUCUGGCAAGAUGCGGGUGCUGCAUCAGGUGCUGCGAACGUGGCACAAGGGCGGCGACCGCGUGCUGCUCUUUUGCCAGACGCGCCAGAUGCUCGACAUCGUCCAGUCGUACGUCGACCAGCAGGGGUACGCGCACUCGCGCCUCGACGGAAACACGUCGGUCGCGCAGCGGCUCAAGCUCAUCGACACCUUCAACCAGGACGACUCCAUCUUCCUCUUCUUGCUCACCACCCGCGCCGGCGGCCUGGGCAUCAACCUGACGGGCGCAAACCGCGUCGUGCUCGUCGACCCGGACUGGAACCCCGCGAACGACCUGCAGGCGCGGGAGCGAGCCUGGCGCGUCGGCCAGACGCGCGCGGUGGCGGUCUUCCGGCUGGUGACUGGCGGGACGCUCGAGGAGAAGGUGUACCAGCGGCAGGUCUUCAAGCAGGAGACGGGCCUGCUCGAGAAGCUGCUUCGGGGCGACAUGCUGUCUGGGACGCUCGACCACGAGAGAGAGGUGGGGUCGGGCAAAGGCCGCGACGCGAGCAUGCCGUCGAAAGAGGCUCGCCAGGUGGCCGAGCGGGCCGCCGCGGCGCUGCGCCGCUCCACCGACGAUUGCGCCAGCCGGCCUUCGAUGCGGCUGCCCACCUGGACCGGCCGCAACGACGGCGCGGGCGCGCCCCACCGCUUUGGUCAGGCCCUCUCGCGCAAGAUCGCCGCCAGCGCCGCGUCGGCGUCGGGGGGGAGCGCCGGAGGCUCCUUCUUUGCUGCGGGGCAGGGCGCGGCGGCGGCAAUUGGGUCGUCGGCGUUGCUGCAGCGCGAGCUCUGCUCCUUUUUCCGCUCGCACGGCGGGCGCGUGUCGUCCGAGCAGCUCGUCGCGCGCUUUCGCGCGUGCCCUGAGCCGCACUUGUUUAAGCAGCUUCUCAAGCAGGUUGCGAAGCAGCAGCGGAAGGUAUGGAUCCUCGACGCGAGCCUCGCGGAGGGCUAG
This is a messenger RNA of Emiliania huxleyi CCMP1516, 1911 nucleotides long. RefSeq lists its product as hypothetical. Gene Ontology annotation, molecular function: ATP binding; ATP-dependent chromatin remodeler activity. Gene Ontology annotation, biological process: transcription-coupled nucleotide-excision repair. NCBI's taxonomy places the organism in Eukaryota, Haptophyta, Isochrysidales, Noelaerhabdaceae. The transcript has 6 exons. The coding region runs from base 1 to 1911 and encodes 636 amino acids. Gene Ontology annotation, cellular component: nucleus. The record is from RefSeq and is a predicted model, not a curated record.